CUGCCAACUUCUUAUCUCUUCCUCCCCAAUCUCUUAGCGAGAGAGAGAGAGAGAGAGAGAUGGGUCCUUCCUCUAUCUGCAAUUCCAUGACAUUAACUUCUCCCGCCCUUCUCAAACGCAUUCACAACCCUUUACUGGAUGGCGUUCGUCCUACAAGUUCAAACCCCUGUUUCCACCUUAAAAGAAGGACUAACUUAACAACAAGAGCCCUUCUCUCAACUACAAAGGAAUCAGUCUUAAAGGAUUUCCACGAACGACGAGCUCUCAAGAUAAUCUCAGGCUUGCAGAAUUUUGAUAGAGACAAUGUCGCAUCCGUAGUUACAGCUGCAGAUAAGGGGGGAGCAACUCAUGUGGACAUCGCUUGUGAUCCAAAGCUGGUGAAGCUUGCUAUCAACUUGACUUCUCUUCCAAUCUGUGUUUCUUCAGUAGAUCCACAGGCAUUUCCAGCAGCUGUUGAAGCAGGAGCUUUGAUGGUGGAGAUUGGAAACUAUGACUCAUUCUAUGACAUGGGUGUGGUUUUCUCUCCAGAACAGAUACUAAAGCUAACAAAGGAGACAAAGAGGAUUCUUCCAUCUGUUGCACUAUCUGUAACUGUACCUCACACACUAAGCCUUCCUGAUCAGGUGAAGCUAGCAGAGCUGCUGGAACAGGAGGGUGUGGACAUUAUACAAACUGAAGGAGGAAAAUCUUCAAGUCCAUCGAAGCCUGGUGUUCUUGGUUUAAUUGAGAAGGCAACACCAACUCUUGCCGCUGCGUAUUCUAUUUCCAGGGCAGUAAAUAUUCCUGUUAUGUGCUCAUCUGGAUUGAGUGCAGUUACUGCACCAAUGGCCUUGACAGCAGGAGCAGCUGGUGUGGGGGUUGGCUCAGCUGUGAACAAGCUAAAUGAUGUCAUUGCGAUGAUUGCAGAAGUUAGAAGCAUCUCCGACUCAUUAACCCUCGGCACUGCUAGCCAUACUGCAGCUGAAGAGAGAAUUACAAAGGAGCUGUAAUGCAUAUGUAUUUUUUGUUUGAUAUUGGAAACAGAUCAACAAGGGUAUAAGAUAAACAUACAAUGAUAAUAAAU
Molecule: messenger RNA, 1063 nt
Organism: Telopea speciosissima
Lineage: Eukaryota; Viridiplantae; Streptophyta; Magnoliopsida; Proteales; Proteaceae
Exons: 9
Coding region: 60-989 (309 amino acids)
Source: RefSeq, a predicted model, not a curated record